UGAGACGUCAUGUGAAUAGGCCUAUUCAAGUUGAAGUUGAACAAACUCUGUUUGGUUGUGUCAACAAAAGUGUGUUAAUUUUCCCGGUCAAGCAGUAAUUCGUGUAAUUUCGGUGCUUUUGUUGGAUUUAUUUGUUGUUUUUAGCUGAUUGAACUGCCCGCCGCGUCCCAACAUGCCAAAGAACAAGAAGCAGGACACUUCCGACUCGGAUUCCGGUCCGGAUGAUCGCACUCCGGUGAAGAAAAGCAAAACCGAAUCGGGAAGCACGACGAACGAUAAGGGCGAAGAGGAAUGGGCCUUGGAUCGCAAUCGGAAAGUUACGGUAAGCGAGUUCAAGAACAAGAUCUACGUCAAUGUGCGUGAGUACUACGAGAAAGAUGGUAAGACUCUACCUGGUAAGAAGGGAAUCAGUCUCACGGUUCCCCAGUGGAAAAAACUGUUGGAACACGCCGACGAAAUCAACGAGAAAAUUAAGAAGUUUUAGGGAUUUACCGGUUUAUUUGUAUUUAUUCCUACUUACCUAUAAGAAUUUUUAUUGUACUUUGAGGGAAAUUCGGUUCUUUCUCUGAGUAUAAUGAUUGAUUCCCAAUAUUAGUGGGAUAUUCAACAUGUCCAGUUAUUAGCCAGUAAGCUGUAACCUGCUUCCGACAUCUGCGGUCAAAAACAGAAGUACGGUAAGGCAGAUGUUUUGUUGGAAUUCAAAUUAAUGUAAUAGAAGCGAAUAAAACCUUGCUGAAACUGUUGUCACAUAACUAAAA
Molecule: messenger RNA, 758 nt
Organism: Aedes aegypti (yellow fever mosquito)
Lineage: Eukaryota; Metazoa; Arthropoda; Insecta; Diptera; Culicidae
Gene: Ssb-c31a
Product: RNA polymerase II transcriptional coactivator
Exons: 3
Coding region: 173-484 (103 amino acids)
Biological process (GO): positive regulation of transcription initiation by RNA polymerase II
Cellular component (GO): nucleus; transcription regulator complex
Molecular function (GO): DNA binding; transcription coactivator activity
Source: RefSeq, a predicted model, not a curated record